AUGAAGUUAUCCAGCAAGACAGUUGCUCUCCUCAGUUUAGUUGGAGCUGUCAGCAGUCUUCCAACAGUAUCCCAGGCCACGACCUUUCCAUCAACCAACGGGACCAAGUUCACCAUCGAUGGCAAAACCGGAUACUUUGCUGGAUCCAACUCCUACUGGAUUGGAUUCUUAACCAACAACGCAGAUGUGGAUGGGGUGCUAGACCGCUUUGCGCAGUCCGGCCUCAAGAUUCUGCGAGUCUGGGGCUUCAACGACGUCACGCGCAGGCCAGGGGCCGGAACCGUCUACUACCAAUACCUUGCAUCUUCUGGGUCCCAGAUCAACACCGGAGCUGAUGGGCUGCAGAGGCUAGACUACGUUGUUUCGGCUUCAGAGAAGAGGGGCGUCAAGCUCAUAAUCAAUUUCGUCAAUAACUGGAGUGACUACGGUGGCAUGCCCGCGUAUGUCACAGCCUUUGGCGGGACCAAAGAAGGCUUCUACACCAACUCCAAAGCACAGGCUCAGUACCGCAGCUAUGUCAACGCUGUCGUCAGUCGGUACAAGAACUCGUCGGCCAUCUUCGCAUGGGAGCUCGCCAACGAGCCACGCUGCAAGGGGUGCAGCACUGACGUGAUUUAUAACUGGGCCACGGACAUCUCGAAAUACAUCAAAUCGCUUGAUCCUAAUCAUAUGGUCACUCUAGGCGACGAGGGUUUUGGGGUGCCUGGUGCGACGUCAUAUCCAUACGGGACUUCGGAAGGUGUCGAUUUCGUGAAGAACCUCAAUAUCUCAACCUUAGACUUUGGAACAUAUCACAUGUAUCCGGACAGCUGGGGCGUUCCCAACUCUUUCGGCCCAGGAUGGAUUAGAGAUCAUGCUGCUGUUUGCAAGGCGGCCAAUAAGCCAUGCAUGCUAGAAGAGUAUGGGACGGGCUCAAAUCACUGCAGUAUCGAGAAGCCGUGGCAGCAGGCCGCGAUAGCGACUGCAGCUGAUGGCACUUCGGCGGAUCUUUUCUGGCAAUGGGGAGACAAGCUCUCUAACGGACAGCAGACUGCUAACGAUGGCAACACGAUAUACUGGGGCUCGAACGAUGCCCAGUGUCUCGUUGUAGACCACAUGAAGGACGUGACUCCGUUGAGCAGCUGA
Molecule: messenger RNA, 1125 nt
Organism: Phaeoacremonium minimum UCRPA7
Lineage: Eukaryota; Fungi; Ascomycota; Sordariomycetes; Togniniales; Togniniaceae
Product: putative endo- -beta-mannosidase protein
Exons: 3
Coding region: 1-1125 (374 amino acids)
Molecular function (GO): hydrolase activity, hydrolyzing O-glycosyl compounds
Source: RefSeq, a predicted model, not a curated record